Messenger RNA from Symbiodinium pilosum, 714 nucleotides. NCBI's taxonomy places the organism in Eukaryota, Dinophyceae, Suessiales, Symbiodiniaceae. The record is from the annotation of a GenBank genome assembly.
UGGACAGCAGCUGACAACGAAGAAAAGCGCUGGGCAUCCUUUGGCCCGUCGGCUGUUCGAGAAAGCGACGGAUUGCAGGAGGGAUGGGUGCAGAUUCAAGAGGCACGAUGGACACAUUCACGAACAGCUACAGAGGACACCACUCAUAUUGAUGGAGGCAUAACCACAUCAGGUGACCGUUGGGAGCUGGGGCUCGCAGGUGAUGUGCAGAAGGGCCUCGAGUACUAUGACAAACUGACAGUCACCGAAUUGAAAGCAUGCCCCACACAUUUGGCUGAAGCUGUUUCAUUGGAAGAGGCAGGGAAACUGCCAACAGGUCAGCCUCCCAAGCCAGUUGUGUCAUGUGGAAAUCACAUGGCGGACGCCUGCGAAGACUGUCCGCAAGGCAACGGGCAGCAGUGGUGCAACGGAGAUUGUGUCUGGAAUUUCAAUCUGUCUGAGUGUGAGCCCAAGCCGCGCUCGGAGCCUGGCAACUUGUCGACAUCUUGUGGUAACCACUUUGCGGCAAGCUGUGCUGACUGCCCACAGGGGCAUGGUGAGUCGUGGUGCAAUGGCAAUUGCGACUGGGACAACGAGAGUAAGUCCUGCAUAGCGACGCCUCGGCGCUUAGCUGUCUUUCUGGAUUGCAGCACCAGUCCCGACCUGCAAGUAGAUGCUGCAAGUCUGGUCAGAGUUGGAAUUUUGUUGCUUGCUGCACUGGGGGCUCUAAUCUAG